AUGACCGAUAACACAGCUGUAAGAAGACGUUAUGAAAAAAGCUUCACGGAGAGACCAGGAUUUACAGAAGAUGAAAUUGAAGAAAUAAGAGAAGCCUUCAACUUGUUAGAUACAGAUGGAACAGGUACCAUUGAUCCUAAGGAGAUAAAAUGCGCUAUGCAAAGUUUAGGGUUGGAUGCCAAAAAUCCAAUGAUUUUUAGAAUGAUAGCAGAUUUAGAAAAGGACGGUUAUUCAUCUAUAGAUUUUGAAGAAUUUAUGGAAGUCAUCACAUCAAAAUUGGGAAAUAAAGAUACAAGGGAAGGAAUACAACGAAUAUUCAAUUUAUUUGACGAUGAUAAAACGGGAAGUAUUUCUUUAAAGAAUUUAAAAAGAGUUGCUAAAGAAUUAGGAGAAACCUUAACAGAUGAAGAAUUAAGAGAUAUGAUAGAUCGUGCUGACUCAAAAGGAGAAGGAGAAAUUUCCUUUGAGGACUUUUAUACAAUAAUGACCAAAAAAAGCUUCUUAUAA
Messenger RNA from Plasmodium falciparum 3D7, 507 nucleotides. It is a transcript of the gene CEN2, whose product is annotated as centrin. Gene Ontology annotation, molecular function: calcium ion binding. Gene Ontology annotation, cellular component: cytoskeleton. Lineage: Eukaryota; Apicomplexa; Aconoidasida; Haemosporida; Plasmodiidae. The record is from RefSeq and is a predicted model, not a curated record.